Danio aesculapii is the source of this 2131-nucleotide messenger RNA. It is a transcript of the gene bmb, whose product is annotated as brambleberry. Lineage: Eukaryota; Metazoa; Chordata; Actinopteri; Cypriniformes; Danionidae. The transcript is spliced from 13 exons. Bases 103 to 1941 code for a protein of 612 amino acids. The record is from RefSeq and is a predicted model, not a curated record.
CGUUUGGAUGAAUAUUGAGAGAAUGCAUUGACGGGUUAUUUUCAUCUGCGCUUUCAAUAUAUCAGCACAUUACGUGGAGUUUAUUAAGGCUGAUUGUGGAGGAUGGCGCUGUGGUUUGUGCUGCUUUGGGUCUCCAGUUUACAGUAUGCUGAGGUCGAGGCCUUCUUCGACUGGCUGAAGAAGGCUGACCCGGCUCCUACAGCUCCUCCUGCUGAAUCCAUUGUCCCGAUUCUCCUCCAUGGAGAGACGCCGGCCUUCGAGAUGAGCGUUGUGGACGAGAAGUUUCUGGCUGAAGCAAAGCAGAUGGAGCUCAGUCCACUCGACAGCUGCCAUUUCCGGGUUGUCGCUCAGCUCAAGGCUACUUGCAGCGCCCUAUCAGAGGAGCAGUUGGCCAAACUGGGCGUGGCUUUAUUCAACUGCCAAUCAGAGGUGGAGGGCCGCAGGACUUACCCCUGCACUGAAGAAAUGUCUAUAAAGGAGUGCACAGCGGAUAUGGACUCGGACACAUGGAAUGCAUAUCACAUUGUCAGUAACAGAGCGCGCUCAGUGUGCUACGCCACACGCCAGCAGCACUUCCGCAAGCGGGCGGAGCUGACAGUCAACGCCCUCAUCUCCACAGCAACAAGCCAGCUGGAUGCCAUGAAGGAUCUGAAGGAGGGUCAGAAGGAGCUGCGGGAUAUGACCGCUGCAUCUCUGGAUAAGCUGCUGGAGGGUCACGGGGCCCUUCAGAUCCAGCAAGGGGCCCUGAAGGAGGGCCAGGAGCAGCUGGACGCCUCCAUCAGUGAGAACCUGCAGAGACUGGCUCAGGAAAAGGCCCUCAUCAGCACUGGGCAGCAGUUGGUGGCUCAGCUCAUCCAGGGCAUUACACGGAGGAUGGAGAAUGUUAGUGGUCAGCUGAAAGAUCAGACCGCAGAAGUGCAGGAAGGACAUCAGGCUAUUCUGGAGGAUCUGGCUGUGGUUAGAGGAAGCGCCCAGGACAUCUAUGAGAAAAUGGAGCUCAAUCUGAAUGGCUUCCUCCAGCAGCAGAACACAACGGCUCAUUUCUACACGGAGCUGAUGAGGAAACUGGAGCUCAUGAACGGAACUCUGGGAUACAUGCUGACGUACCUGGACAACAUGCAGAACCGCCUGGAGGACCGACUGCACAUGAUCCAGGGAUACCUCGGCUGGGCAGGUCUGAGUCUGCGUGCGCUGUGGACGUGUGUGAUGCAUGCUGGGUAUUUUCUACUGUGUGCGGUGCUGCUGUCGUUCCUCCAGUGCACCACCUUCUCCAGAGUCACCCUGCUGCUCACGGUGCCUGUCAACGCCAUAGCGGAGAUCAACCAGCAGGCGGCGCUCGACCUGAUCUCGCUCACUUUACUGCUCAUCACACUUUCACUAGGUCGAUGGUUUGUGCUGCAGCUGCUUUGGGCUUUGUCUAAAAUCAAGGGUCAGACCUGCAGUCUUCCCCCUCAUCUCUCUAUCUGCCCCCCAAAAGAGAAGACUCCAGAAAAACAGCGUGAAUUUGGCGAGAAGUGCCCUGCGUCUUCGUCCACACCUGUCCAGAAUGACCCAGUGUGUGAUUUGGAGGUGGAGAGCUUCAUGAUGGGUGAUCCAUGCGUACUGGGCGUUUCUCCAUCUCACUGCCCACCAAAGUUCAACCAUCCCCACUUAGGUGGUACACCAAACCAUUCAACUCCGAGGCUCAAGAGCCGCCACAGCAUUGCAGCAACAGAGCUGGAUAACAUUCCUCAGAGGAACCUUGGAGUAUUUUUGGAGACCGUGAACCGCUCGCGAAGCUCAAGUCCCAAUCAGUCGUUCGCCAGCAGCAGUUCUUUUUCAGGACGCUCGCUGUGCAGCGGUAUCACCCGACUGGGUCAGCCAUGCAAAAAGAGGGCUGUGAUGGGUCAGGAUUACUGCAGAGUCCACGAAGGAGGACACACUUCCUAUAGCCGGCUGUGAAAUGGAUUCAGCGUCUCCUGUUUUUAAAACCCAUUUCUGUUUGCAGAGAGAUUGGCAGUGAUUUACUGCAGCACUGUUCACUUUUUAACUAUUUAAUCAUGAUAUUUUUGUGGUGUUGGUCAUUUAGGGCUGUGACAUGUUUGCUUUACUUUUAAAUACAUUUUCUAUUUAUAAUAAAUUAUGAAAAAUA